Molecule: messenger RNA, 917 nt
Organism: Erythranthe guttata (spotted monkey flower)
Lineage: Eukaryota; Viridiplantae; Streptophyta; Magnoliopsida; Lamiales; Phrymaceae
Gene: WCRKC1
Product: WCRKC thioredoxin 1
Cellular component (GO): chloroplast stroma
Source: RefSeq, a predicted model, not a curated record
UGCAAACGAAAAAAAAAAAAAAAAGAAAAAAUAUCUUAUCUUUAUAAAUUGGUCUUCUGUUUCUGUCAACAGAAACAAAGAAAGAAAAGAAGAGAUAUUAUAGACAUGUCAAUACUAUUACCAAAUCCACACAUUUUGUACAGAGAAAUCUACCAAAAGGAGCCCCAGCAGCAACAGCAGACCCGGAGAUCAUACGGGUCGGGUUCAAUCCUAGCCCCCAGACAAAACGGGUACGGGUUUGAUGAUCGGAGCAGAAAGGAGUUGUUGUUGUUGAGAAGAAAGAGAGAUAUAAUAAGGGCAUCUGCAUUCUGGUCAUCAUCAGAAAUAUCGAAGCCAUCUUCAAUGGAGAUGGAGAAUAUUCUAGAUUCCCAACAACUUGAUCAGAUUCUUGACACUGCUAAAGACAUCUCUCAACCCAUCCUUAUUGAUUGGAUGGCAGCCUGGUGUAGAAAAUGCAUAUAUUUGAAGCCAAAAGUGGAGAAAUUGGCUGCUGAAUAUGAUACCAAGCUGAAAUUUUAUUGCGUGGAUGUGAAUAGUGUGCCGCAAGCAUUAGUAAAGCGUGGAAACAUCUCGAAAAUGCCGACGAUUCAGAUAUGGAAAGAUGGAGAAAUGAAAGCAGAAGUGAUUGGAGGGCACAAAGCAUGGCUUGUUAUUGAAGAAAUCAGAGAAAUGAUCCAGCAAUUCUUGUAAUUAAUUAUUCACUUCAAAAAACAAAAAAAGAAAAAGAAAAGACAAGCUUUUUCCAUUGUAUGAUUUUUCCCUUUGUAUUAUAUGGCAUUUGCCUGCAAAAUUAUGAAAAGUUAUAUGUAUAAUGUGUAAAUGUAGGACAGAGGCUUGUAAAUACAUACAAGUUCGAUUUGGUAAUAUUGCAACCUGUCUACAAUCUACAAGUAGAAACAUUCACAGUUUUUGUGUCA